This is a messenger RNA of Rhodamnia argentea, 1080 nucleotides long. Its product is annotated as elongation factor 1-delta-like. The record is from RefSeq and is a predicted model, not a curated record. NCBI's taxonomy places the organism in Eukaryota, Viridiplantae, Streptophyta, Magnoliopsida, Myrtales, Myrtaceae. Gene Ontology annotation, cellular component: eukaryotic translation elongation factor 1 complex; cytosol. Gene Ontology annotation, molecular function: translation elongation factor activity; guanyl-nucleotide exchange factor activity. The coding region runs from base 159 to 857 and encodes 232 amino acids. Gene Ontology annotation, biological process: translational elongation. The transcript has 8 exons.
UCCCUUGAGGCAAACCCUAAUCUACAUAACUUCACCUCCUCGCCCGCGCACCAAGUCCCUCGCCUCCUCACCCAAGCACCAAGUCCCAGCAGCCUCGCCUGCUUCUUCAGGUAAUCAUCUCUCUGCAAUAUUAUAAAGAAUCUCUCUCCGGGAAAGCAAUGGCAGUUGCAUUUUAUGACCUUGGCUUGGCAUCAGGACUGAAGAAGCUCGAUGAAUACCUCCUCACACGUAGCUACAUAACUGGGUACCAAGCUUCAAAGGAUGACGUCACCGUGCAUGCAGCACUUCCGAAGGCCCCGUCAUCUGAAUUUGUCAAUGUAUCUAGGUGGUAUAACCACAUUGAGGCUCUAUUGAGGAUUUCUGGUGUUUCUGAAGAGGGGUGUGGUGUUAUUGUUGAGGGUUUGGCUCCAAUCACUGAGGAGGCAGUGGCAACUCCCCCUGUUUGUGACACAAAGUCUGCAGCUGCAGAGGAUGAUGAUGAUGAUGAUGUGGAUUUGUUUGGUGAAGAGACUGAAGAGGAGAAGAAGGCUGCUGAGGAACGUGCAGCUGCCGUCAAGGCAUCUGGAAAGAAGAAAGAAUCGGGAAAGUCGUCGGUGCUGUUGGAUGUGAAGCCAUGGGAUGAUGAGACUAACAUGCAAAAGCUUGAGGAAGCAGUAAGAAGUGUCCAAAUGGAAGGGUUGCUUUGGGGAGCAUCCAAGCUCGUACCUGUGGGCUAUGGUAUAAAGAAAAUGCAAAUUAUGAUGACCAUUGUGGACGAUUUGGUUUCGGUCGACACUCUCAUUGAGGACCAUCUUACGGUUGAGCCGGUGAAUGAAUAUGUCCAGAGCUGCGACAUUGUUGCUUUCAACAAAAUAUAACUUACGUGAUGUUUUGAGGUUGUGCCGGCGUGGCUUCUUGUUGACUUUGCAGCUGAUAUUUGGUGUCUUAUCUCCCUGAAUUCUAUGCAGAACUAGAUGCAAGAGACGUAUUUGUAUCUUCGUGAUGUUACAAUUUUUGACUUGAUCUUUUAAUUCUUUCGAUGUCAAGUGCAAUACAUUAUUUGCUGCGGAAAUAAAGUUUUUGAUUGAAUCUCUGAGGCUA